Molecule: messenger RNA, 2375 nt
Organism: Carassius auratus (goldfish)
Lineage: Eukaryota; Metazoa; Chordata; Actinopteri; Cypriniformes; Cyprinidae
Product: class I histocompatibility antigen, F10 alpha chain-like
Exons: 8
Coding region: 109-1203 (364 amino acids)
Biological process (GO): immune response
Cellular component (GO): external side of plasma membrane
Source: RefSeq, a predicted model, not a curated record
ACAUUUCACCAGUUCAACAUCGACAUCCGAAAUGUCUGGAUCGUUUGUUUUAACUACAUUUUUUAGAAGGAUUUUCUGAACUGAAUUGUUUCACAGGCAAAAGAAAUUAUGCAGCAUGUAGUCCUUUUUCUCCUCGGAGCUCAUCUUGUCUCUGCUAGAAAACACUCUUUGAGAUAUUUCUACACUGCUGUGUCUGGAGUCAAUGACUUCCCAGAGUUCACUUCAGUAGGUCUGCUUAAUGAUGAGCAGUUUAUGUAUUUUGACAGCAAGACAAAGGAAGCUGUGCCGAAGACAGAGUGGAUGAGACAGAAUGAAGGAGCAGAUUACUGGGACAGACAGACACAGACUUGUAUUGGCAACCAUCAGGUCUACAAAAACAACAUCUGGAUCCUAAAGGAACGCUUCAACCAGACAACAGGUGUGCACACUUUCCAGGUGAUGUACGGCUGUGAUUGGGAUGAUCAGACUGGAGUAACAAAUGGGUUCCAGCAGGAUGGUUAUGAUGGAGAGGACUUUCUGUCUCUGGUUCUGAAGGAGAUGAGAUAUAUUACUCCAGUGCCACAAGGAAUCCCCACCAUACACAAGUGGAACUAUGACAGAGGCUUUAUUGAGAGAGACAAACAUUACUUCAACACCAUGUGCAUCGAGUGGUUGAAGAAGUAUGUGCAGUAUGGAAAGAGCAGCCUGAAGAAAACAGUCUCUCCUCAGGUGUCUCUGCUGCAGAGGUCUUCCUCGUCUCCAGUCAAGUGUCAUGCUACAGGUUUUUACCCCAAAGAAGUAACAAUCUCCUGGAUGAAGAAUGACCAAGAUCAUGAUAAGAAUGUGGAUUUUGGUGAACUUCUUCCUAAUGAGGACGGGAGCUUUCAGAAGACGAGCACCAUCAGAGUUACCCCUGAAGAGUGGAAGAACAACAAGUUCAGUUGUGUGGUGGAGCACCAGGGUGAAACCAUUAGAGUGAAUGAGAUCAGGACUAACAGUGGAGAUUCUCUUCCAAUCGGCAUCAUCAUUGGUGUUGUUGUUGCUGUCCUCCUGUUGUUUGUGAUUGGUGUUGCUGGGUUUAUGGUGUAUCAGAAAAAGAAAGGCUUCAAACCUGUCAAUGCACCUGAUGAUGGUUCAAUUCAUUCAGUUCGUUCAGUUCAUUCACGUGAUUCAAGUGAUUCAGUUCAUUCAGAACAUUCAGAUGAUUCGCUCAUUAAAACAUAAAAAGAUGUGACGAGAUGAGUGCGUGAGAUGAAGUUUAAAAAGAUGUCUAUUCUGCUGUCCAUCUUGCUCACAACACAAACACACACUUCCUCUCACACACCGGUUAAGAUACUUCAGUGUUAGGAUUGAUUAUAUUAUAUUAUAUUAUGUUGUAUUAUAUUAUUACACGCCUCUGUGGAAUACAUGAUUCUGAUUGGUCAGCAGUGACAUUCUGAGGUAUGUUAUCCCUGGAUAAUACAGUCUAUGAUAACAGCCUGUAAAAUAUGAUAACACAGGCUCAUCCAGGUAACAGCAGUCGUCUCUCCGCUCUUGCUUGAACUAUAUUUUUUUCUUGGUGGAAGCUUUGUGUUUGUUUAGCUUAUAAAAUAGUGUACAAUUGUUUAAAAAUGUCAUCCCGGUAACGUGGAUUCACUCUCGUUUCAUACACACCCAGCUGUUGCCAUUUUGCUACGAUUGUUUUGUACGCUGUAAUGGAUUAUAAGAGAACUAACAAACUUGUAGGGUUUUAAAACUUUUUCAUCUUAAUUAUUUUAUUGCUUUAAUUAUUUUCUGGUGAGAUGUUGUGUAUUUCGUGGUUUGCCGGCACCUUUUCCCUUAAAUCUCUGUUUAGUUUGAAUUUGCCGUUUACUCGCAACUGCUGUCUUCACGGAAGCUUUGCGCUCAAAUAUUUCGAGACAAAUCAAUAUUUUGGAUCUAAUUAUUUAUUAUGUAGCAAACAGCCGUGUAAUAAGCGGGAUAAUGUACAUCCAACCGAUUGUUCUCGCAGGAUAAAAAUGAUCAGGACCCCGACUUGAAAUAUCCCAAUGUAAAAAGAGCAGAGUUGUGACACAGAGUCUUUGAGGAAUCAAAAGUACACCGUUCAUGAAAGCAAAGAGGCUUUACAACUAAUGUAAAUCAAUAAUUACAUUACUGAGUUCUUGUAGUAUUCUGUUUUGACACACGGCUUCCGACAAGAGAGAAUUGUUGAACUGGGAAGUUGUAAUAUGGAGGCUUCAUAUUUUAUUUCUUGGAUGGGAUUUUUGGGCUUUUUCUGUUUAUUUACUUUUUUUUUGUUUCACAUAAUUUAGAUAAGCUGUAUAAUACUGAUACAUAUUGAUUCUUGUAAUGAUUACAUCUGUACAGUACAGUAAAUAUAGAUAUUUUCCAUUAUUUGAGGUUUAAAUCGAAAUUGU